This is a messenger RNA of Lotus japonicus, 5497 nucleotides long. RefSeq names its product transcription factor DICHOTOMA-like. Gene Ontology annotation, biological process: regulation of secondary shoot formation. NCBI's taxonomy places the organism in Eukaryota, Viridiplantae, Streptophyta, Magnoliopsida, Fabales, Fabaceae. The record is from RefSeq and is a predicted model, not a curated record. Gene Ontology annotation, molecular function: DNA-binding transcription factor activity; sequence-specific DNA binding. The transcript has 2 exons. Bases 395 to 1507 code for a protein of 370 amino acids. Gene Ontology annotation, cellular component: nucleus.
AUGUGCCCCAAUUCAGAUUGGCAACAAUCAUACUAGCUAGUAUUGACAAAAUAAAUGAAGCUGUUUUCAAAUUGCUUCUUCAAUUCAUUGGCCCAAACUAAAUCCCUCUUUUUAUUUUCCCUCACUUUCCUCAACUGCAGUUCUCUUUUUUCUUUUUUAUAAAGAAAUUAAGUAGUCUUUAAUGAGUGUAAAUAGUACAUGGUACUAAUUAGUAGUAGCUAGUCUCCUUUCAAAGAAAGAGAUGGGAAUCUCAGAAAAUGAUUAUAUAAGAGUAGAGGACUGUACUUGGACCGUUAAGUUGGAGCAGAGAAGCUACCUUUGUGUUGGAAGAGUGAUCCUUUCACUCAGUGCACACAAAACCUAGGGUUUUCAAUUGCUUCCAAAAAAUCCUCAAAUGUUCUCUUCCACCUCAUAUCAUGACUCCAUUAACCCUUUCCCUUCUUCUUUCCCUUCAUCCUCUUACCCUUCUCUUCCUUUUCUCAUUGAUCCUGAAAAUAUCAAUAAUUUUCCUCAGGAUCCACUUGUUUCUCAUCCCUUCAUACAUGAUAGUAACAUCAAUGAUGCUCCAAUAUUCACACAUGACACAACCAAUUUGGCAGUUUCAGUUUCACACUUGCUUGAACAACAGGAUCCACUUGGUGGUAAUAACUAUGCUAGUAGCAUUGUUCCUAAUUUCCUCAGAGCUUCAAAACCUGCAGCUUCUGCUUCUGCAGCUGCAGCCAUGGCUACCACAAAGAAAGACAGGCACAGCAAGAUUCACACAUCUCAGGGGUUAAGGGACCGCCGGGUGAGGCUAUCGAGCGAGAUAGCGCGAAAGUUCUUCGAUCUUCAGGACAUGCUGGAGUUUGACAAGCCAAGCAACACACUUGAGUGGCUCUUCACAAAGUCUGAGAGUGCAAUCCAAGAGCUUGCAAGGAGUAAGAACUGUUCCUGCAGCAGUAACAGUAACAACAACCCUUCAAAUAACAACAAAUCAUUAUUUGGUGGUGGUGAUAAUCAUAAUGGAACUAAUUCCAUCAGAGGGAGGGGCAACAGCAAGUUGAAGUGGACUACACAGAGGGAUCAAGAUGUUUGUGUUCUUCAGAAUAAGAAGGAGUCAAGGGAGAGAGCAAGAGCAAGAGCUAGAGAAAGAACCUGUUACAAGAUGUUGGAAGAUCAAAGAUGCCCUGCAAAUACUACUCAAAUAAUGCAUCAAUUGAGGUCAUCAUCACCUAUUCAGCUUCUUCAACCCUAUCCUCACCUAAUGGAUAAUAGUGAAGCAGUAUCUGGUGGUGGUGGUGGAGAUGGGUUUAAUGUGAUUGAGGAAUCUAUCAUGAUAAAAAGGAACAUGAUGUCUUCUAAUUCUCAUCCCCACGAAAACCAUCACCUUGCAAUCCCUAAUAAGGAAGCAGGUUUCAACAACAACUAUAUUGACUACCCUCUAUUGCAGCCCUAUUCCACUACCCCAAAUUGGGAAAUAGCCACCAUGAACAUGAAUCUCUCUACAUGUUUCAUGAACCAGUGGUAAUUAAAGCUCCAACAAAUCUUUGGAAAUUCUUGGGAGGAGAGCACCUAUCAGAGUCCCACACUAAUUUGCUAGUUUUCGGUAAAAUCUGAUCAGAAUGAAAUCCCCUCUAGUGCUUUUUCCUUGUAAUCAUCACAUCUUCCUGUGUUCUCUAUCAGUAACUUUUUCUGCCCUAGCUGUUUUUCCCAUUUUACAAUGUUUGUACUGAUUCUUGCUGAUAAUCAGCCAAUGGCAUAUCAAAGUUCUCAUAAAGUACUGGAUCUCCAUUCUCCACUUGUUAGCUGCUUUUAGUAUUUUACUUAUUUAAUUGGCUAAUCUUCAAUGGUGAAAGCUCUGAUCUACUAUAUAUUGGUACAAGAACAAAAGAAUGAUCAGGAGCAAACUAAAAUGUUCAGCUUUUUUUUUUCUUUUUGCAUUAUAACCUAAUAGUAGCUGUUGGGCUUUGACUAACUUGUACUAUUUCAGCUCUAAGAAUUUAGCAAGCAUGGAAGCAAGUUAACCACCGCAAUUUUACAGAAGUUCUGAGAUCAAUCAUACAAUGAACUUACCAGGUGGUUUGUUUUGCUUCAACAGAAUUUUGUCUCUGAGUACCAAUUUGAAGUUACAAAGAGCUCCUUAUUCUUGUAGCUUUUCCUAACUAAAUUAAAAAUCAUACACAUUACAAAUUAUAGUUAAUGUUUUGGUGUGUAAUAAGUUAAUUUUUUAAAAUACAAACAUAAACUGAAGAAUUUUUUUAAUUAAAGCAAAAGACCAUUUUACUUAAUAGAUAGAAACUUGGGACUAACCCUCUCAAGUGGAUGAAAUGCACAAAAACCUAAUCCAAUACAACAAAAGCUAUAACACCUUAUGAAGAAUUCACUCCCUGCUGCUAAAAACAGGAAAAAAAGAAACACCAAGACCACAAUAUAUACAAUGCUUGAUAUUCAAAAAGGAAAAUACCUAGAACAAAAUGAAGAACAUUAACUAUUUAUAAUGCCUAUCAAAAAAAAAAUAUUUAUAAUAAUUAUAAAUGAUUAACUGCAAUCAAUUUAUUUUCUUGGAAAGUUCUUUGAGAAAUGCUAGUAACACACUCUUUUAAACACAUUCUUAACCCACUUCAAUGUGAUUGGUUUAAUUUUGAAAAGGCAACACAUUUUUUAAUAAGUGAGAAAUAUGUUGAGUAUCUUAUAAAUAGACCAAUUUCAUUAAAAUGUGUUAAGAGUUUAUUUAAAAGAGUGUCUUGUUGGCAUUCCUCAAUUUUUUUAGGAAAAAAUCUUCAUUUCUUUUCAAAGGUCAUUGAUAAAUUGGUGCAAACCAUUGGAUCACCAUGAUGAUAGAGCCAAUGCAUAGCUGCUGUAUCUAUGCUUAUAAAAAAACACAGGGAGAAGAGUUUAUUGGUGAUAUUAUCCAUUAUUACUUUGUGUUAUUUAGUCUUGAACAUGAGGAUACAGUUUGGAUACACACUUAAGAGCACUUUUUGGACCUCAUUCAUUGUACUUUCUAAUAUAUAUGUUCCAAUAAGUGCGCUCUUUGAUUUGUAUCCAAACAAUCUCUAAUUCCAAUCGUUGUAAAUUAUCCAUGUCAAAGCUCUUUCACUAAAACAUAAAUUAAGUUGCAAGCCUACAUGUGGCCUUUUAUAUGGUAACUAUGUAUGCAAGUAUAACUAUGUAUUCAUUUCUCUCAUAUAGUGAUGUUGUUUGGAGGGAUCUUUUGUGUUAGAGUCAAAUGAGCAGAUAUGUUUCCCAUUUGAUUCGCCAUUAUGUUAUUUGUAUUCCUGGGGUGUUUGAGAUCAAUUGGGCGCCAUAUCCAAUUGAGAAGGAUUAUUUAUCAAUUUAUUGAAUAAAUUGUUUUGCUUUCGAAAAAAAAUUUCAUUACUAUGUAUACAAUCUAUAGUACAACAGCUCAUUUCUCUAUUUUGUACAGUUUCUAUUUUCCAAUUCCCUUUUUCCCCAAUCUUUAUAUUAGGGUUGAUUAUUCUACAAGAAAUGGACCUUGGAUCAGGAGAAUACUGAUGUUCUGUUGGAGCAUGUCUAGUUAAUAUUACUACAUGCACAAUUUCUGAGAAGUCAUAGUGUAGUAAUUGAUGAACUGAUCGUUGCAGUUUAUGAAGUUUCAUUUCUUGAUGUAUAUAUCAAAGAGUUAUUACCACUAGCAGAUCAGUAUACAUUUCUUUUGUCGGGAAUCUAAUAAAACUUGUUGCUUUUAGUAGGUAUGAAAGAUGAUGUUUAGGAUGAAGAUGAUGAUAUUUAAUUAAAGCUUGUAUGUUGUUGGGCUUUUACAGUUUUUUAUUUAUUUUGUAGACGUAUUUGAUCUCUAAUGUACUUCCUCCGUUCCAUAAAUAUUGUUGUUUUGGGCGCUCUUUCAAUAUUUCAAAAUGUUUGUUGUUUUAGUUGGUACAACUUAUAUUCAAUUUUAUUUGUAUAUUAUUGUUUUGUUGGCUUUCAAAAAAAGUUGAUGACCACCACUUGAACUUAUGACAUCUAUGUCAAUUCUAUACUCAUCACUUGAGCCAAAUGACCAGGUGAUGAAAAUCCAGUACAAUUUUAUGUGUAUAUAUGCCUUCCAGGGCAAACUGGUGUUUAAAUAAGAUCAAUAUUGUUACAAGAGAAAGUUUAUCUUGAGUUUGAGUGUUGAAUCUGGUCUUUAUGCCACAGCUUACAGGGUUGGCAAACCAAGCUUUCCAUGAUUCUUGGUAGUGGUUCAGGACCAGAAAUAAGCUUCUUCGUUAUCCUUUGUCAUGCUAGGAGUCUAAUCCAGCUUGUUGUUUAAAUAAUGGUGCCAUGUAAGUGACAUGGUGGGCAAGUUGUUCUUAACUUUGUUCCUUUUUGCUUCUUUAUUUUGGAUACACCUUCUCCUCAUUCUUCAAUUAUGAAUAAAUUGUUUUGGCCAAUAAAAACAAACUGAAAUUAUGGUUUCAAUGGAAUAAUGUCUUCUUGAACCUAGAGCUUCAAGAGAACUGAUUUCAGAGAAACAGAAGGGAUGACAUUCAUGAUCAUAAGCAAGCAAGCACACAAAAGAAUGUUGGAUGUGUUUGAUUUGAGUUUCUUCAUUUUGAUAGAAUACCUAUUAGGGUCUGUACAUAUGUUGAUGUUAUUUUCAUGGAGGGCACGAUAAUCUAUGAUGCCCUAGCUAACUAUUAUUUGAAGAAUGAAAAUGGAAGUAUAUCAAGGGUUUACAACAAUAUAACCUACAACUGACCUAUGAUUUUGUUACAGUAGGCUUGUCUUAUAAUCAUGUUAUGUGUUUGUUCUGAUGUUAUCUGCUGCCAACUUGUAGGAUGGUUUGUAGACUCUCUUAUUGCAUUUGAGGCUGUCUAUUACAGGGUGUUUUUUUAGCAGUAGGGGGUGGGUCACUAUGUUUUUGUUGGGGUGCAUCUAUGCUUACAUCUUUAGCUUGUUUCUCUUUUAUAUGGGUUGAAGUACGCUUGUGUUUUCUUAAUAACUUUGGCUUAUUUAUGUUAUAUGUGUUUGUUCUUAUUCUGGUGGUGGGUUAGGGUUUUUUGCUGGCUUGUUAUCAAGGGUUGCAGCAAUAUAACCUGCAAGUGGAGACCCAGCUCUACUGUCACUUUUGGUUCUUAACCCAUGUGCAAAUUAGCAUUUAAAUUUUACAGUACAUGUAAAUCAGGCUGGUUCAACUGAUAAGAUAGAAAUGAGGUUGUUAAAAAAGUUUUUGAUUCCUAUAGUCAAUAUAAAUAUCAUUAAGAAGGUGUUGAUGUUUGGCUCUUGAGAAGGUGCUGUUAAUGCAUAUUGGAUUAUUGUGUAUUUGGUUAUAGCACCAUUUGUGCUAUGUUAAAUAUAUUUUCUCUUUGGCUUUAAAAGAAAAUGAAUAUCAUCAAGAAAAUGUUUGGUGAAGAAUGACAUGAUGCAGACAUUUAGAGUGAGAUAGGAAAAAAAAAAAGAUAAGUGAUAUAUAUGAUAUGUGAUGUGAUGUGAGAGAAAGUGAGAUAAUUAAAAAAAGAAAAAUCAACCCAUGAAGUCAGUCUUAGCAUAUGCAUAUCCCAAACUAGACCAUAAU